Aspergillus ibericus CBS 121593 is the source of this 1353-nucleotide messenger RNA. Its product is annotated as glycoside hydrolase family 7 protein. Gene Ontology annotation, biological process: carbohydrate metabolic process. The coding region runs from base 1 to 1353 and encodes 450 amino acids. Lineage: Eukaryota; Fungi; Ascomycota; Eurotiomycetes; Eurotiales; Aspergillaceae. The transcript is spliced from 4 exons. Gene Ontology annotation, molecular function: hydrolase activity, hydrolyzing O-glycosyl compounds. The record is from RefSeq and is a predicted model, not a curated record.
AUGCAUCAACGUGCCCUUCUCUUCUCUGCCCUGCUGGGGGCUGUUCGCGCCCAGCAAGCGGGAACUCUCACGGAGGAAACCCAUCCUGCCUUGACCUGGCAGAAAUGCGAUUCUGAUGGCAGCUGCACGGAGCAGAGUGCUUCGGUUGUCAUUGACUCGAACUGGCGCUGGACCCAUUCGGUCAAUGACAGCACCAACUGCUACACUGGCAACACCUGGGAUGCAACUCUCUGUCCCGAUGAUGUUACCUGUGCUACCAACUGCGCUCUUGACGGUGCAGACUAUGAGUCCACCUAUGGUGUCACCACCGACGGUGACGCCUUGACGCUCAAGUUCGUCACCGGUUCCAAUGUCGGUUCGCGUCUGUAUCUCAUGGACACGGAGGACAAGGGCUACCAGACAUUCAACUUGUUGGACGCCGAGUUCACCUUUGACGUGGAUGUUUCCAACCUUCCUUGUGGCCUGAACGGCGCGUUGUAUUUCACUGCCAUGGACGCCGACGGUGGCACCUCCAGAUAUCCUGCGAACAAGGCCGGAGCCAAGUAUGGAACCGGAUACUGUGACUCUCAGUGCCCCAGAGACCUCAAGUUCAUCGACGGCCAAGCCAACGUCGAUGGCUGGGAGCCUUCGAGCAACAAUGCGAACACUGGUGUCGGCAACCACGGUUCUUGCUGCCCGGAGAUGGAUAUCUGGGAAGCCAACAAGAUCUCGACUGCGUUGACCCCCCAUCCCUGUGACAGCAGCACCCAGACCAUGUGUGAGGGCGACAACUGCGGUGGAACUUACUCCUCGGAUCGCUAUGGAGGAACUUGUGACCCGGACGGCUGUGACUUUAACCCCUACCGCAUGGGUAACACGUCGUUCUUUGGUCCCAGUAAGAUCAUCGACACCUCAUCCAAGAUGACGGUCGUGACCCAGUUCAUCACCGGGAGCUCCAACUCCCUCACCGAGAUUAAGCGCUACUACGUGCAGAACGGCAAUGUCGUGGCCAACGCCCAGUCGGACAUCAGCGGCGUUACUGGAAACUCGAUUACCUCGGACUUCUGCACCGCUCAGAAGGAAGCCUUUGGUGACACUGACGAGUUCUCUGCACACGGUGGCCUUUCCGGAGUGGGCGACGCACUGUCCUCCAUGGUCCUGAUCUUGAGUCUGUGGGAUGAUUACUAUGCCAGCAUGGAGUGGCUGGACAGCAACUAUCCCGAGAACGAGACCUCGACCACUCCGGGUGUUGCCCGCGGAACAUGCGAUGCGGACUCCGGUGUCCCCAAGACCGUCGAGGCGGACUACCCCAACUCUUCGGUGACGUUUUCCAACAUCAAGUUCGGACCCAUCAACUCCACCUUCAGCGCGUAA